Molecule: messenger RNA, 2049 nt
Organism: Thecamonas trahens ATCC 50062
Lineage: Eukaryota; Apusomonadida; Apusomonadidae
Product: zinc finger protein
Exons: 2
Coding region: 1-2049 (682 amino acids)
Biological process (GO): mRNA splicing, via spliceosome
Cellular component (GO): spliceosomal complex
Molecular function (GO): RNA binding; ATP binding; RNA helicase activity
Source: RefSeq, a predicted model, not a curated record
AUGGGCACAGCAGCCACACGCAAACGCAAGCGGAGGCGGUCGGGCUCGAGGCUGGGCUCGGGCUCGCGCUCGGGCUCGGGCUCGGGCUCGGGCUCGGGCUUGGGCAAGCGGCGGAAGCGAGCCAAGACCAAGGCCAAGGAGGAGGAGGAUGAGGAGGAGGAGGCGGGGAGAGAGGGGGUGACCGAAAGCGGAAAGGGAAGACAUGGCGGUGGCAACGCAGUGACUGGUGGUGAGACUGGGACGGGAGCGCCGCCGGCAGGGACGGAGUCGGGGUCGGGGUCGGGGUCGUCGUCUCUGGCCGAGUUUCGGUCGCGUGCCAAGGGCGGGCAUGGGGACAGCAGACAGAGUGGAGGAAGGGGAGUGGCGGAUGCCGGGGCAGAUGUUGGGAGCGGCGGCGGCGGUGGUGGGAGCGGAGGCAUGCUGUCUGCGGGCGGGAAGCAGCUCUCGUUGCUCGAGGAGACAGUUCAUCUGCGGCGGGCGGGAAAGCUGAAGGAGCUGACCAAGGAGGAGCUGGAGGCCGAGGAGGAGCGCAAGCUGGUGGAGGCGUUUGCAUCGACCAAGGCACUUGUGUCUGCGGCUGAGCUGGCGGAGGGCGGGCGGACGGUGCAGCCGCUGCCGACGACGUGGCGGCCGCCGCGGUGGGCGCAGGAGCGCGGGCCGGAGGUGUACGAGGCGCUGCGCACCAAGUACAACAUCGAAAUCAAAGGUGAAGAUGUGCCAAAGUGCCUGACGACGUUUGAGGCGAUGAAGCUUCCGCCGGCGAUUGUCAAGCAUCUGGUAGGCAAAUCGAUUCUCAAGCCGACGCCUAUCCAGAUGCAGGGCCUGCCGACGAUUCUCUCUGGGCGCGACAUGAUCGGGAUCUCGUACACUGGGUCUGGCAAGACGCUUGUUUUCACGCUUCCACUCGUGCUUGUGGCACUGGAGGAGGAGCUGCGGAUGCCGCUGAUGCCGGGUGAGGGGCCUGUGGGGGUGGUGCUCUCUCCGUCGCGCGAGCUCGCGCGACAGACGCACCAGAUUGCGUGCGACCUGGCGGCAGCGCUGCACGCGGAUGGCGGGCCCAAGCUGCGGAUGGCACUGUGUAUGGGUGGCGUGCCGGUGAAGCCGGCGUUGGAGAUGGUGGACGAGGGCGUGCACGCUGUUGUGGCGACGCCUGGGCGUCUGCUGGACAUGCUCAAGAAGGAGCAGUUUUCUCUGCGGCUUGUGCGGUACAUGUGUCUGGAUGAGGCCGAUCGGCUCAUAUCGGAUGGGUUUGAGGAGGACAUGCGCGACAUUCUCUCGUUCACCGGCAAGGCACCGCGUCAAACGGUCCUGUUCUCUGCAACAAUGGCGCAGUCGAUCAAGGAGUUUGGUGCGACGGCGCUGGUUUCGCCGGUGGUGGUGACUGUGGGGCGAGCCGGAGCAGCGUCGCUGGACAUUAUUAUUGAGGUUGAGUACGUGGCGACGGAGGAGGAGAAGAUGUCGUACGUGGUCAACUCGGUUCUGGACAAGACGGAACCACCGGUGAUUGUGUUCUCAUCGUCGUCGUCUGUUGUCGAUGCGCUCCUCGAGUACAUGAUGAUCAAGGGUGUGGCGGCGACAGCGAUCCACGGCGGGCUUUCACAGUCUGAACGGCUGCAAGCGAUGGACGACUUUAAGAACGGCAAGGCCGACGUGCUCAUCGCGUCGGACGUGGCGGCCAAAGGUAUCGACUUUCCGCACAUUGCGCACGUCAUCUGCGUCGACUUGCCUAAAGAGUUUGAGAUGCUCCCACAUCGGCUCGGACGGACAGGCCGUGCCGGCAACGUGGGCGUGGCGUCGGUUCUCAUCACGCCUCGCGACGACCCGAUCAUGCUCUCAGACUUGCGGGCCAUGCUCAUCGAGGCCAAGCAGCGCGUUCCGCCGUACCUCCUCCGCGAUGCAACGGCGUCGGCAUCGGCCACCGAGGCUUGUCCCAUGUGUGGCGGACUCGGCCACCGCAUUGCCGACUGUCCACUUGUCACACAGCGGGCUCGAACCAACGCCCGCUCGCGGAUGCGGCGUGGCGACGAGCAUCGCGUGGGCGACUAUUGA